Molecule: messenger RNA, 1656 nt
Organism: Colletotrichum karsti
Lineage: Eukaryota; Fungi; Ascomycota; Sordariomycetes; Glomerellales; Glomerellaceae
Product: cholinesterase
Exons: 3
Coding region: 1-1656 (551 amino acids)
Molecular function (GO): cholinesterase activity
Source: RefSeq, a predicted model, not a curated record
AUGAACUCUUCUCCCAGCCGGCGGCGCCUCAUGGCGGGAAUCGCGCAAGUCGCGAUCCUUUAUAUUGGCCUAACCUCCUUCAUCGUCAAUGCGCAGCAGCCUGUCCAAGUUCAACUUGAUGAUGGCAUGUAUUCCGGAUUUGCAGAGGCUGGAGUCAACAAAUUCCUAGGACUUCGUUAUGCGGCGCCUCCUGAGCGAUUCGGCCCCCCUGUGGCAGCUAGUACGACACCACACGCCGGCGUACAGAAUGCCACGACAUUUGGUGCGUCCUGCAUGCAGGCAAUUCCGGCCGCCAUUGCUGCAGCUAUGGGUUCCAUGGGCCCCCAAAGCGAAGAUUGCUUGUUCGUCAACGUCUUUGCGCCAUCUUCUCCCCCUCCCACGGAGGGUCGGACCGUAAUGGUCUGGUACUAUGGCGGCGGUUUUCAGUUUGGGAGUGCGAAUGUCCCUGCUUUUGAUGGCUCUAGUUUCGCGCGGAACCAAGAUGUGAUCAUCGUCACGCCAAACUACCGAACAAGCGUUUUCGGAUUCCCCGGAAACGUGGACGGAAUUCCUCCGACUAUGCGCAAUGUUGGACUGAUGGAUCAAAAGCUGGCAUUGCAAUGGGUCCAGCGUAACAUUAAGGCCUUCGGCGGCGAUCCAAACAAAGUCACGAUCUUCGGAGAAUCUGCGGGGGGCGCAUCGGUCGAUAUUCUCCUUCUUACGAGCGGCCUAAGUCCCCCGUUCCGCGCAGCUAUUACUGAGUCUGGGAGCGCCUAUCUAGUCAGCGCACCACAAGCUGGCGGUAACAUCGUUGGGCUCAUGGCUGGCCCUAUUCCUGGAGCGACCAAUACGCCCAGCUCGAUCCAGACCCUGGCAAGUGCUCUUAAUUGCGGAAGUCAACGAGCUCUCGACUGUGUCAAGGCAGCGCCUGUGGAUGUCGUCGUAUCGAUUUUGGCGAAUGGGCUUUUCAAUUUCCCCCCAGUUGCCGACGGAGAUACCAACAUGCCGUCCUUACCCGAUGCCAGUCGUGCUGCGGGCCGAGUUCCUCGCAUACCACUCAUGCUUGGGACGAACAUGAGAGAAGCCGACAUCUUCACCAUGGGCAUGCCUCCCACAACAACCCUGAACGCCUUUCUGGAAAUCACGUUUCCUGGGAACUCCGCUUUGCAAAAGUCUGUUGCGGCGGCAUACCCCGUAGGACCCGGCGCUCGAUUCCCAACGGACAAAGACGCCAUUACGCAGAUGGCCACAGACUUGGACUGGACUUGCGGCAUAUCGCAUGAGGCACGCAUUUCAGCCGCGUCCGGGGUGCCAACAUGGAGGUACCUGUUUAAUUCGAGCUCUUUCCCGCCCACCCCUGGGGGCGUGUUGUCCCGUCCUGUCCAUGGUUCUGAGAUUGGCUUCGUGUACGGCAAUCUACCACCGCCGCCAGCGUCACCAGACGCAGCUCUCGGACUAAGCAAGUUCAUGCAAACAGCUUGGGCCAAUUUUGCGAAAAGCCCCGCCAACGGUCCCGGAGUACCAGCGUGGACUCCGUAUACCGGGAAACAAGGAGCAGCGGACUUGGGCAAUUUGGGAGGCGUUGUUGCGGAUGGAGUGGUGAUGGUGGACCCAAAUAUUAUUGACAGCCGAUGCAAUCUUUUUGAUGAUCUGUAUGGUAAAUCUAUGACCCCUUGA